Messenger RNA from Malassezia vespertilionis, 2433 nucleotides. It is a transcript of the gene APL5, whose product is annotated as AP-3 complex subunit delta. NCBI's taxonomy places the organism in Eukaryota, Fungi, Basidiomycota, Malasseziomycetes, Malasseziales, Malasseziaceae. The transcript has a single exon. Gene Ontology annotation, cellular component: AP-3 adaptor complex; endosome membrane; membrane coat. The record is from RefSeq and is a predicted model, not a curated record. Bases 1 to 2433 code for a protein of 810 amino acids. Gene Ontology annotation, biological process: Golgi to vacuole transport; protein targeting to vacuole.
AUGUUUGAAAAGUCGCUAGGCACCUUGAUCAAGGGCCUCCGAUCGCAACGCGGCAAGGACGAGGCCAAGUAUGUCGCCGGCGUGCUGGACGAGAUCCGCACCGAAAUCAAAAGCGCCGAUAUGGAGGUGAAGGGCGAGGCUGUGCUCAAACUGGCGUACCUGCAAAUGCUUGGCUACCAAGUCAAGAGCGUCUCCUUCCAUAUCCUCGAAGCAAUGGCGUCGCAAAACUACCGCAUCAAGCAUAUAGGGUACCUUGCCGCCGCACUAUGCUUUGCCGAUGAUACAGAAGUGCUCAUUCUCGCGACGAAUUUGAUAAAAAAAGACUUGCAUUCUGCGGCGCCACUCGACGUGCUCGUCGCGCUCAACGGCUUGUCGCAUGUCAUCAACCAGGAACUUGCACAGCAUUUGGGCGACGAUAUUGCCAAGAUGCUCACGCACUCACGUCCGGCCGUGCGCAAACGCGCCGUACUUGUACUGUACUCUGCAAUCCUUCGCUACCCCGAGCUCCUGGACAGGACGUGGGAACGGCUGCGCGACCUACUUUGCGAUCCAGACCAGAGUGUAGUCACUGCCACGAUGAAUGCCGUGUGUGAGCUUGCGCGCCGAAAUCCUGCACCGUUUGUCGCACUCUCGCCCCAGCUGUUCGAUAUCCUGACGAACUCGUCGAACAAUUGGCUGCUUAUCAAGGUGAUCAAACUCUUUAGUGUGCUCGCGCCCGUCGAGCCGCGCCUGAUCCGCAAGCUGCAGCGCCCCCUCACAGACAUUAUCAGCACGACGCCUGCCAUGAGCUUGCUGUACGAGUGUAUUCACACCGCUAUUACUGCAAACAUGCUGGACGGCGAACAAGGCGAGCAGCUCGCACAGCGGUGCAUCGCCAACUUGGGCGAGUUCCUCGAAGACCGCGAUCAGAAUCUGCGGUACAUUGCUCUUCUUGCCCUCGCCAAGCUCGUUCCUUCGCAUCCCGACCUCGUCGCGGGCUACCAGGAUACGAUCCUCGCCUCGAUCCGACACCCCGACAUGACCAUUCGCCUCCGUGCACUCGACUUGGUGUGCCAACUCGUGCAUCGCGACUCGAUGCGGCACAUUGUGGAGGCGCUGCUUGAUGCAGUAGCGCAAGACGACGCUGCGAACGCACGCUCGGCAAGCACUGCGCUGCAGACCGUGUUUGGCACGCACGCCGCUGUAGACGCUAACCCCCAAGGUAUGCCGGCAUUGGACGCCGUCGCUGUCGCGAAAUUCCACGCGCAGGUCGCGGAAAAUGUGCUCGAGUUGGGCAGCGCACACGACUACGUCAAUGUGCCCGAUAUGUCGUGGUACUUUGACAUCUUGUUGCGUAUGCUGGACAUGGUCGAUGCAGUGCAUGCGGUGCGCGUCGCCGACCAGCUGAUCGAAGUCGUCGCACGCACGCCCAAGCUUCGGCCUGCUGCAUGUGCACACCUCGAGGAGGCACUCGGCGCGCAGCCGCACCACCAGUUGCUGCGCGCCGGUGCGUGGGUAUGCAGCGAGUACCCUUUGUACACAGAAAAGCCGCAGCAUCUCGCACAAAUCCUCGUCCAAGACGUGUGCGACUUGCCACUGAGCGUGAUGGACACAGCCAUCCAAGGCGCGAUGAAGCUAUUUGCGUACUGGACCGCGUCGCUUUCUGACGCGUGGGACGCAGAUGCGCUGGCACAGGUCCAUGAUGAGACUGCCUCGUUGAUUGCGCGCCUGCGUGCCUUGUCGCAGCACGCAAGUCCCCAGAUCGACCAGUGCGUACAAGAGUCGCUGCAACUGCUCCUCCUCCUCCAAACGGACCUAACGACGUACGAGAAACAGAUGCCGCGCCACAUGCUCACUCCCCCUCGCCGGAUCGCCGCGGGCGAAGAACAAGACGCGUGGGCCGAAGAGGCCGCAGCAAAGACGCCUGUAGAGAGUCCACGCGCUUUGCACCUCCUCCUUCCGCUUUACUUUACACGCGAGGACGAGCCACUGCAGGUAGUCCCCCUCGAGGCCGCGCUGGAUGUGCACGCAUGGGUCGUGCCGCAGUCAACAUGGGCCGCGGUGCUCGAUGUGGUCGAGCCGGCGCAGGCAAAGGCAAAGGCAAAGGCGCAGGCACAAAAAGAAGGCGCCUGCGCCACUGAUUCUAUAAACCUGGACGCUGUACAUGCACCCCAGCACUCUACAUACAGCCACGCCAGCACGCGCGACCGUGCUGCGGCGCACAGAGACGAUCCCUUCUACCUUGCAGCGAAGCCGAAAAAGAGCGGGCGGAAGAAGCAUGCCGCACAAAACACCGACGACCUCGACGAGAUUCCCAUUGUACAGCUGAGCAUGGCAGACUUUAUCCCAGCGACCCCCGCGUCAAGCUCGCCCGAUACCCAAGUUGCCAUCGCCGCCUCCCUUCAGCCUAAGGUAGUCACGCGAAAAAAACGACCAACACGUAGCGGUCCAUAG